This is a messenger RNA of Eruca vesicaria subsp. sativa (arugula), 1028 nucleotides long. The record is from the annotation of a GenBank genome assembly. NCBI's taxonomy places the organism in Eukaryota, Viridiplantae, Streptophyta, Magnoliopsida, Brassicales, Brassicaceae.
CUCUCAAAUCUUUCAUUUUGCCAAAAAUUCAAAAUAUAAACCAAUAUGAGCUUCACCUCUUCUUAUCUUCAAGCGAGUCACCAAAUGGUGGUCGGAGCAAAAUCACCCAUGGAUCGUCGCCGGAAAGCACUUGAGAGAGUAGAUAAAGAGCUCUCAAGAGGCAAGUACGACACUGCCCUCUCUCUCGUCAAGCAACUAAAGGGCAAACAUGGCUGCCUCUCUGCCUUCGCCUCCGCCAAAUUGCUUCCAAAGAAAUCAUCAGUGUUGAAUACAUUGGAGGGGUUGAUCGAUUCAGUCUCCAGAAGUUUUGAACCUGUUUCUGAUGAACCGAACUCAGUAAGAAAAUUUCAAGAGCACAAAGCUAUAACUUCUCUUUCUGAAGAAGAUUGGUUCGCUGUUGUUCAGCAUGAAUCAGGCCAUUUUUUGGUUGGUUACUUGCUUGGAGUUCUUCCAAGACGCUAUGAAAUACCAAAUUUGGAAGAUAUAAGAGAUAAUGUAGCCAGUAUAACCGGAAGAGUAGAAUUUGUGGGCUUCGAGUUCCUCAAACAAGUUGGUGCUGCAAACCAAUUUAUGAAAGAUGAUGUGAAUCUUUCGGUUUCUCAAGGCAAUAUAUCAUCCAAGACACUGAACAACUUCUCAUGUGUGAUACUUGGAGGAAUGGUAGCAGAACACAUGCUAUUCGGAUACUCGGAAGGUUUCUACGCCGACGUUGUCAAGUUGAACAGUGUUCUGCAAUGGCGAGGGUUCACAGAAAUGGAAAAGGCAGUUCAUAUCAGAUGGGCGGCUUCGAACACUGUAUCUUUGUUACAUUCCUACAAUGAAGCAAGGGUUUCACUUGCAGAAGCAAUGGCCAAAGCCAAACCGAUUGGUACUUGUAUUGAAGCCAUUGAAUCUGCGUUUUCUAGACAUUAUAUGUGAACUUAACUUUGUAUACGAAUCACUUUAGCUCCCUCUUAAUAGACACUGUAUUCGUUUCUGGAUUUGCAAUCACCCAAUUUAAACAACAUUUUUGUUUUUUUUAUCGAAAC